GCACAGCGGCGUCGGAGCCCGUUGAGGAAGCUCACUGACUCGGAGGCAGACUCGCUCUACUUCACUCUCGAUGCCAAUGGUGAGGGACGCAUAACAGCUGCUGACGUGGCCAGGCUGGCAGCAGUGCACUCUUUCCUGUGGAGCGAGCAGCAGGUGGAGGACAUGGUCACGCUCUUCAGCCAAUCACAG
Closterium sp. Yama58-4 is the source of this 189-nucleotide messenger RNA. NCBI's taxonomy places the organism in Eukaryota, Viridiplantae, Streptophyta, Zygnematophyceae, Desmidiales, Closteriaceae. The record is from the annotation of a GenBank genome assembly.